CAAAUGGCAGCUAUUAGAAUCCGCUAGCUAUAAUCUCAGUCACCUAAAUGCUCAGUAAAUCAACUCGUUGGGGAUUAGCUAACAUCCCAGAAAGGAUGCAUUUCUUGCGGCUGUAAUUCCGAAAAAGGGGAGAAGAGGAAAAGAAGAUAAAGUCUAAACCAAGAUUGUUUAAAAAAAAAUCAGAAUUGUUGGCCUCACUGGAACUCUCCCAUGAUGCCUGAGGUUCGGGAACUUUCAGACGCACUGCCGGAGUUGCCCAUGGACCCCAUCACUGGCGUGGGGGUGGUGGCCUCGCGAAACAGAGCGCCUACUGGCUAUGAUGUGGUCUCCCAAACAACAGAUGGCCUUGACGCUGACUUGUGGAAAGACGGCCUGUUCAAAUCCAAGGUGACGCGCUACCUCUGUUUCACCAGGGUCUUCUCUAAAGAAAACAGUCAUUUAGGUAAUGUGCUGGUGGACAUGAAGCUUAUCGACAUCAAGGACACUCUGCCUGUAGGUUUUAUUCCCAUCCAGGAGACGGUGGACACACAGGAGCAGGCCUUCCGGAAGAGGAGGCUGUGUAUCAAGUUCAUCCCACGGGACUCCACAGAGGCAGCCAUCUGUGACAUCAGAAUCCUGGGCAGGUCCAAGCAGGCCCCACCGCAGUACACCUUCAUAGGAGAGCUCAACAACAUGGGGAUCUGGUAUCGCAUGGGUAAGGUCCCGCGUGCCCAGGAAUCUUCGCCAACUCCAACCACCAAUAACAUCCAGAACAUCAACUCGACGGCCAACACCACACCAACCCCAGCAGCCCCCCUGCCCAAACAUAUAUCCAUGACGCUGCCCGCCAGUUUCAAAAGGCAAACCACUACUAGACCAGAUUUUGAACACCAGAGCUCCAACCUGUACGCCAUAUCAGCAAUGGAUGGAGUGCCUUUCAUGAUCUCUGAGAAGUUUGCCUGCGCUUCCGAUGAUCUGCAGCAGGUGGAUCUGAUGGGCAUCACAAUCAAGUCGCUGACGGAGAUUGAGAAAGAGUACGAGUAUAGUUUCCGCACAGAGCACAGCGCAGCAGCGAGGCUGCCCCCCAGUCCCACACGGAUCUCCCUGGGCUCUGAGGCCUGAGCCCCCCCCCCCCCCCCCCCAGUCCCACACAGAUCUGAGCCUCCCCCCUCCUCCCCUACAGAGAGACCUGAGCCUUCUCCCCUACAGAGAGACCUGAGCCUUCUCUCCUACAGAGAGACCUGAGCCUUCUCCCCUACAGAGAGACCUGAGCCUUCUCCCCUACAGAGAGACCUGAGCCUUCUCCCCUACAGAGAGGUCUGAGCCUCCUCCUCCUCCCCUACAGAGAGGUCUGAGCCUCCCCCAGUCCUCCAGCAGGAGAGGAGGAGAGACUCACACUACUACUACUACUGAGAAUCAUCCCACACAAACCAAGCCAGAGAGAGAGAGCGACAGAGGAAACUAGGUCUCCCUCACUCCCUUCGGCCUCCCUCCCUGCCACUCCAGCCUCCCUCCACUCCUGCCUGCCU
This is a messenger RNA of Salvelinus namaycush (lake trout), 1508 nucleotides long. It is a transcript of the gene mvb12ba, whose product is annotated as multivesicular body subunit 12Ba. NCBI's taxonomy places the organism in Eukaryota, Metazoa, Chordata, Actinopteri, Salmoniformes, Salmonidae. Gene Ontology annotation, cellular component: ESCRT I complex; late endosome. Gene Ontology annotation, biological process: regulation of epidermal growth factor receptor signaling pathway; virus maturation; viral budding. The record is from RefSeq and is a predicted model, not a curated record. The transcript has 10 exons. Bases 211 to 1101 code for a protein of 296 amino acids.